GAUUGGUUCUCAGCCGUAUCCGGUGGGGCAGCGGUCCAAGGCUCGGGAAAAAAAUCGAAGCGAGGAGGAUCUGGUAACGGUACGCUUUGACAAUUAUCCAUCCCGAGUCACUAUCGAGGGGCUCGGCAGGAAUUUUCACUUCUUCUCAAAGGUUAGAGGUCGCAGAUCAGGGUUGUGGUUGUCAUCAUGGCAUCUGGAAGUACUAGCAGUGAGGAGGAGCGGAGCCUGAGGGAAUGUGAGCAGUACGUGCAGAAACACAACAUUCAGCAGCUGUUGAAGGACUGCAUUGUCCAGCUAUGCACCUCCAGGCCAGACAGGCCCAUGGCCUUCCUCAGGGAGUACUUCGAGAGGCUGGAGAAGGAGGAGGCCAAGCAGAUCCAGAACCAGCAGAAGGCCAGCAGUUCCCGCUCUGACUCACGUGAUGAGGAGGUGUCUCCACCCAUGAACCCCGUGGUGAAGGGUCGCCGGCGGAGAGGAGCAUUCAGCGCAGAGGUUUACACAGAGGAGGAUGCCGCCUCUUACGUCAGAAAGGUCAUUCCUAAAGACUACAAGACAAUGGCAGCCCUGGCCAAAGCUAUUGAAAAGAAUGUGCUCUUCUCACACCUGGAUGACAAUGAAAGGAGUGACAUAUUUGAUGCAAUGUUUCCAGUCACCUACAUUGCUGGGGAAACGGUUAUUCUGCAGGGUGACGAGGGAGAUAAUUUCUAUGUAAUCGACCAAGGAGAGAUGGAUGUGGAUGUAAACAAUGAAUGGGUGACCAGUAUUGGAGAGGGCGGAAGCUUUGGAGAGCUGGCCCUGAUCUACGGUACCCCGAGGGCUGCCACCGUUAGAGCCAAGACCAAUGUGAAGCUGUGGGGCAUCGACAGAGACAGCUACAGGAGAAUACUUAUGGGAAGCACUUUGAGAAAGAGGAAGAUGUACGAGGAAUUCCUCAGGAAAGUGUCCAUUUUAGAGUCUCUUGACAAAUGGGAGCGUCUGACAGUCGCUGAUGCCUUGGAGCCCGUCCAGUUUGAGGAUGGACAGAAGAUUGUUGUGCAGGGAGAACCUGGAGAUGAGUUCUUCAUCAUCUUAGAGGGUUCAGCAGCUGUGUUGCAGCGUCGCUCAGAGAACGAGGAGUUUGUGGAAGUGGGCAGAUUAGCACCAUCCGACUAUUUUGGUGAGAUUGCUCUGCUGAUGAACCGUCCCCGCGCUGCCACCGUGGUCGCCCGCGGCCCCCUGAAGUGCGUGAAGCUCGACCGGCCCCGCUUCGAGCGCGUCCUGGGCCCCUGUUCAGACAUUCUCAAACGGAACAUCCAACAGUACAACAGCUUCGUGUCGCUGUCUGUCUGAGGGGGGCGCCCUCCUCCACUCCGCCCCCCUCCUCUACCCCCUCUCCCUCUUUUCUCCUUUUAGACCCAGGGUCCACAAUGCAAUUUGCUUUUCUUUGUCACUUUCUUCUUCCUUCUGAUUGCUUCCCUUUCCCCCCCUUUUUUUUCAUUUUACACACGUACAGUUUUUAUUUUUUCGUUCCAGCCGUCACGCAGAGGCGACUUUUAGCCAUUCACCAGCGCUUGUACCAGCUGCUGUACGCUACCUUGUAGGCACAGUUACAUUUCCUGUUACCUAUGUUAUUAUAUGUAUUUGCUGGUUACGCUUCUUUUUAGACUCAACCUUAAACAUAAAACAGGACUGAGAGGGGAUCUGAAAACGACGAGACAGGACAAUCAAACUUAUACGGCGCUCUCGGUCAAUUUGUUACAGUUUUACAGUUGAGUGAGGAGAGGACUGCUUCUUUCAUGUUCCCUUUUGACAUCAGUUCACCUGGUUCAGUGUAGGACCUAAAACUGUAAAAAGCAGGAAGAUCGCAUCAAAUCACAUCAAUGUUCAGCUACAAUUCAGCGACAUUGUGCUCAAUUUGUUGUUUUUGUUGGUAUGAUUCGACAAUGAUGAACUUUUUUGCUUAGUUUAAGAGAGCUUGUACAACUUUUUUUUUUUUUCUUUCUUUUUUUUUCUAUUGUGCAGCUACCAGGCUAGUGCCAAAUGUUGAUUAUUGUCACAACGCAAAGAUGCAUAGCUGUGGAAAAUGCAGUUUCGGAGCUCCACACAGGAAGUAGUCAUUUCCCCCGUUGUCCCCUUAAUCAGUAGAAGACCAUACAAGAACAGCCUUGACUACUCUGAGGAAAAAAAAAAAUUAAAAAAGCAAAGAAAAAAGUAUUAAGUGUAUUUCAGUAUUCAAUUUUUUUUAGUAUAUACCAAAUAACUUGGUCACUCUUCUGCUAUGGUUUGUAAUUAAAAUGUUAUCAUAGUAUAGUUAAACUAAUCAUAGUUAUAUAAUUAUCAUUGACUAAAUGAUAAACUUAUGGUUUGGAGUGAUGGUGAAUCUUAAAAAACAAAAACAAAAAAAAAAAAAGUUUAACUGUCUUUUGUAAACACUUAUUUUUCCAUGAAUUCUAUUUUAGGUGUCCAGUGCCACAAAGUAAAUAAAUGCUUCUUCUUGUCAACUGACAAAACAGUAUGUAAUUGUAUUGUGUGAAACAUCAUGGGUUUAAACUUUUACAAUGUAGAUCAAACGGGGAAUUCCAGGUUUAUUGAAGUGAAGUCUUGAGACGUUAACGGUGAACGGAUUUCAGGACGACUGAAGUAUUUAUGUAUCGAUGCGUCGCGGGUUGGUGCCGACGGGCCGAGUGAACAGAUAUUUAUUUAAAACUAGUGUCAUUGCUUAUGCCUGUUGAAAAGGUGGCUGUCUUUUCAUCGGAGUAGCUUGUGAUCUGUUCUCUAUGCUUACUUGGCAUGAUGUUUUUAGACAUCCAGUGAUCCGGUUUGAACGGAGAGCGUGUAGUAGAAAAACGUGCCCUGCGGCUGCGUGCGAGGAGCAGGGCCUUUGUCAAAUAAUUUGGUUUGUUACUCCCUUAGCUUAACUGCUUCAUGACUAUUUAGGUGGCAUCAAAUGUUUUGGUUUUUCUGUUUGUUUUUGUUUUAAGCUCUUUACCAAAUCACACUUCUGGAUAUAAGGCUUAAACUCUUCAUUCCUGACUCACAGUCUGUUACCAGAACCAGUCGUUUUUUCUGUUUUCUUUGUGUCUAUUUUAAGCACUUAGAGCUGACAUGUAUGUAUUUCCAAAACUGUUUUGAUUUCGGUGCCGAUUGCAGAGUAGUCAGGUUAGUGACGAUGAAGGCGCGUGUGUUUUUCUUUACAGUUACAUGAAUAGUUUUUCAUCUAUUCCACUUCACCCUCAGGUUGUGGAUUCGGUUUGGGAUUUGUGUCAUAACUUUUGGAGUAUGAUGACACUUCCUGUUUCUCCUGAUCUACGGGACUCCUUCAGAAGCGAGGGUUCAACUCUGCUUAUUGUUUUCAUGUAAAUAGGAGCAGCAUCGUCAUCAGAUUUAGUCACACAGCAGUCGUCCCGGUUUGCCUUAGCUUACCUAACCUGGGCUUACAGUAGUCGUCAGUCCACUCCUGCUAUAGCCCGACCUUCAGUGAGGAGUUUGUUAAACCUGCGGCGCAAGCUACAGGCGAUCAGCGGACCAUUCUUUUUCUAUUCCUCCCUGUAUUCAGUUUGACCUCCUGUAUGUGCAAAAAUGUUUAUCCUUUUGGUAUAGAUUGUUCCAGAUGGCAGUUUAAGCAAUAAAAAAGUAAAAAUCAUCAA
This is a messenger RNA of Sphaeramia orbicularis (orbiculate cardinalfish), 3626 nucleotides long. It is a transcript of the gene prkar1ab, whose product is annotated as protein kinase, cAMP-dependent, regulatory, type I, alpha (tissue specific extinguisher 1) b. The transcript is spliced from 11 exons. Gene Ontology annotation, biological process: negative regulation of cAMP-dependent protein kinase activity. Gene Ontology annotation, molecular function: protein kinase A catalytic subunit binding; cAMP-dependent protein kinase inhibitor activity; cAMP binding. Gene Ontology annotation, cellular component: cytosol; cAMP-dependent protein kinase complex. NCBI's taxonomy places the organism in Eukaryota, Metazoa, Chordata, Actinopteri, Kurtiformes, Apogonidae. The record is from RefSeq and is a predicted model, not a curated record. Bases 187 to 1329 code for a protein of 380 amino acids.